Molecule: messenger RNA, 1554 nt
Organism: Psilocybe cubensis
Lineage: Eukaryota; Fungi; Basidiomycota; Agaricomycetes; Agaricales; Agrocybaceae
Exons: 8
Coding region: 1-1554 (517 amino acids)
Molecular function (GO): glucan endo-1,3-alpha-glucosidase activity
Source: RefSeq, a predicted model, not a curated record
AUGAAGCCUGUUCUUCAGGAUAUCUAUCUGGAGAUCUUGGGUGACUUUGCUGUCCCUGUGCAGCGAACCCAGGCUCUUCAGGGGAGACAAGAUGCCUCGACAACAAAGUUUGUUGUCGCCCACCAUAUUGUGGGAAACACCUUCCCAUACACCAUACAGGAUUGGGCGGACGACAUCACCCUUGCCCACGCCUCGGGAAUCGAUGGCUUCGCCUUGAACUUGGGACCUGAUGAUUUCCAGAAAGCUCGUAUUGCAGAUGCGUAUCAAGCUGCACAAAAUUCUGGUCUUGGUUUCAAAAUGUUCCUAUCUUUGGAUAUGUCAGUUUUCCCUUGUGCCACGCCCGAUGAUGCCCAAGCUUUGCGAACACUGGUUAAUACCUAUGUGUCCCAUCCAAACCAGCUGCAAUUUAAUUCAAAAGCAUUCGUUUCUACCUUCGCCGGAGAAUCUUGUACUUUCGGCCAGGACAGCGUCCCAGAUGGCUGGAGGUCACAGUUCACCCAGAACCCAGAUCUUCAAGGCAAAAUCUUCUUUGCGCCUUCCUUCUUCAUCGAUCCUGCAACCUUUGUCGACUUUACGGGUGUCAUGGAUGGCGAUUUUAACUUCAACUCAGGAUGGCCUAUACAGGUUACUACCGCUUUUGCUCAAAACGCAGAGGCUACAGCAACGCCUGCAGACAAAGACCCCAGCAACCUUGGAAUUGUAACUGACAGUCCAGCAGAUGCCGUACCAGAUCCUACCAUCUCCACCUUGGAGAAUGCUGUCGCUGCAGUCAUCGGCGACCAACAUCUGGCCCUAUCCAAGUUUAUCGGUUCGACCGACACGGACAAUCAGCAUCUGUCAGGCCUUGCAGCUCUGUCCGCAGCGGAUGGCGGAGUGAAAAAAGGAUAUAUGGCCGCUGUUGCCCCUUGGUUCUUCACACAUUUCGGUGCUGAUUCUUUCAAUAAAAAUUUCAUUUUCCUAGAUGACCAGCAUCUCUACGCGAAAAGAUGGGAUUCUUUGAUUGCUCAACGUGACCUCUUUGACAUUGUCGAGAUCGUUACUUGGAACGAUUAUGGAGAAUCUCACUAUGUUGGACCUAUCAAAGGCGACCAGCCCCCUCAGAGCAGAGUUUGGACAGAUGGAUUCGAUCAUACUGCCUGGCUCGAACUUACUCAAUAUUAUGCAACUGCAUACAAAACUGGCUCCUUCCCAGAGGUCCCCAAGGACAAAAUUGUCAUGUGGUCCCGCCCUCAUUCGACAACCGCGCAGGCCCCUGACCCAGUCCCACAACCUACUAACUUCGAAAUUCUUCAAGAUGCUGUCUGGGCAAUCGUCAUGACCACAGCACCUGCUUCCGUCGUCCUCUCCACCUCCGCCACCAACUCCUUGACCUUCCAAGUCCCAGCCGGCGUCUCCAAACUCGCCAUCCCAAUUGCACCAGGAGACACAAUGAGCGGUGAAAUUCAACGCGACGGGCAGACUGUCGUCAGUCUCAACCCCUCCGGCUUUUCGUUCAACCCCAACCCGCAAACUUUCAACUUCAACGCGUUUGUUGCUAGUGCCACUGCGCCUUGA